Cygnus olor (mute swan) is the source of this 1712-nucleotide messenger RNA. It is a transcript of the gene IDH2, whose product is annotated as isocitrate dehydrogenase (NADP(+)) 2. Bases 82 to 1440 code for a protein of 452 amino acids. Gene Ontology annotation, biological process: isocitrate metabolic process. The transcript is spliced from 11 exons. Gene Ontology annotation, molecular function: NAD binding; isocitrate dehydrogenase (NADP+) activity; magnesium ion binding. NCBI's taxonomy places the organism in Eukaryota, Metazoa, Chordata, Aves, Anseriformes, Anatidae. Gene Ontology annotation, cellular component: mitochondrion. The record is from RefSeq and is a predicted model, not a curated record.
CCCCGGGGCGGGGCGAGCCGCGUCCCCGCUCCGCCGGCCCCGCUCCGCCGCCCCGCCGCGUCCGCCCCGUCGCGCCCCGCCAUGGCCGCCCGCUACCUCCGAGCCGUCCCGGCGCUGAGCCGCGCCGCCGGCCUGCCCCGCUGCCCCCCCGCCGCCGCCGCCGCCGCGCUGGGACCCUCGGGGCCGCGGCGACACUAUGCCGACAAGCGGAUCAAGGUGGCCAACCCGGUGGUGGAGAUGGACGGAGACGAGAUGACGCGGAUCAUCUGGGCCUUCAUCAAGGAGAAGCUGAUCCUGCCCAAUGUGGACGUCCAGCUGAAGUAUUUUGACCUGGGCCUGCCGCACCGGGACAAGACGGACGACCAGGUCACCAUCGACUCGGCGCUGGCCACCCAGAAGUACAGCGUGGCUGUCAAGUGUGCCACCAUCACUCCGGACGAAGCCAGGGUGGAAGAGUUCAAGCUGAAGAAGAUGUGGAAGAGCCCCAACGGGACCAUCCGGAACAUCCUGGGCGGGACGGUGUUCCGGGAGCCCAUCAUCUGCAAGAACAUCCCCCGCCUGGUGCCCGGCUGGACCAAGCCCAUCACCAUCGGCAGGCAUGCCCACGGCGACCAGUACAAAGCCACCGACUUCGUGGUGAACAAGUCCGGGACGUUCAAGAUGGUCUUCACGCCGAAGGACGGCAGUGGGGUGAAGGAGUGGGAGGUGUACAACUUCCCCGGCGGCGGCGUGGGCAUGGGCAUGUAUAACACAGACGAGUCCAUCUCGGGCUUCGCUCACAGCUGCUUCCAGUACGCCAUCCAGAAGAAGUGGCCUCUCUACAUGAGCACCAAGAACACCAUCCUCAAAGCCUACGACGGGCGCUUCAAAGACCUCUUCCAGGAGAUCUUCGAUAAGCACUACAAGACGGAGUUCGACAAGCUGAAGAUCUGGUACGAGCACCGGCUUAUCGAUGACAUGGUGGCCCAGGUGCUAAAGUCCGCCGGCGGUUUUGUCUGGGCGUGCAAGAACUACGACGGGGACGUCCAGUCGGAUAUCCUGGCCCAAGGCUUCGGCUCCCUGGGGCUGAUGACCUCCGUCCUGGUGUGUCCGGACGGGAAGACCAUCGAGGCAGAGGCGGCCCACGGCACCGUCACGCGCCACUACCGGGAGCACCAGAAGGGACGACCCACCAGCACCAACCCCAUCGCCAGUAUCUUCGCCUGGACGCGUGGGCUGGAGCACAGGGGCAAGUUGGACAGUAAUCCAGAGCUGAUCAAGUUUGCUCAGACGCUGGAGAAGGUCUGCGUUGAGACCGUGGAGAGUGGGACGAUGACGAAGGAUCUGGCCGGCUGCAUUCACGGGCUUGCCAACGUGAAGCUGAACGAGCACUUUGUGAACACCACCGACUUCCUGGACGCCAUCAAGAACAACUUGGACAAGGCCCUGGGCAAGAAGUAGAAGAGGCUCCCCCGGGCGGGGGUCCGCGUGUGCUGCCCAGCCUUUACCUCAUUUUUAACAGGAUAGCGAGCCAGCGCCGCCUCUAGCUCACUGACACGGCUCAGGAACAUUUGAAUAAUUUUUAUAAGCAGUUUUCCUACGAGUGUUUUUAAAGCCUUUCUAGCAGGGGUUUGUAGGAAGGGGGUGGGGGGGGGCUGCCCUUCACCGUACUGUAAUUUCUGUAACCUCUGACCUCAUGGUGCCAAACAGCUAUUAAACAUGUCACCGGCCCA